This is a messenger RNA of Musca vetustissima, 1571 nucleotides long. RefSeq lists its product as uncharacterized. The annotation marks the transcript as partial. The record is from RefSeq and is a predicted model, not a curated record. The transcript has 3 exons. NCBI's taxonomy places the organism in Eukaryota, Metazoa, Arthropoda, Insecta, Diptera, Muscidae.
AAAUUCGUUCUGGUCGCCUUGGCUUUUGUGGCAUGCGCCUAUGCUGAUGUCUCGGAAUUGGGUUACAACUAUCCCAAGCCCACUCCAGCUCCAGUGGUUCCUUACUUAGUUGUGGAUCCUCCACCAGCACCAGUAACUCGCCAGGUUAUUCAAGAACUCACGAAUACCUAUCUUCCUCCAGUUACCCGUCAUGUUCAUGUUGAACAAUUCCAGAUCAGACCCCCAGCACCUGUAACUCGUCGUGUUGUGGUUGAACAACCCCAGAUCAAUAUUCCCCAAUCACUAAUUCAGAUUCAACCACCCCGACCCCAGAUUCAACCACCCCAAUCACUAAUUCAGGUUCAACCAGCACCAGUAACUCCCCUGAUUGUUGAACAACUCAAGAGGACCUACCUUCCUCCAGCUCCAGUUACUUCUUAUGUUCGUGUUGGAGAACCCCAAAUAUAUCCCCCAGCACCUAAAUUCGUUCUGGUCGCCCUGGCUUUUGUGGCAUGCGCCUAUGCUGAUGUCUCGGAAUUAGGUUACCGUUAUCCCCAGCCCACUCCAGCUCCAGUGGUUCCUCACUUAGUUGUAGAUCCUCCACCAGCACCAGUAACUCGCCAGGUUAUUCAACAAAUCAAGAAUACCUACCUUCCCCCUCGUGUUCAUGUUGUAGAACCACAGGUAUAUCCUGUAGCCCCAGCACCUGUAACUCAACCCAAGAUAACUUACAUUCCCCCAGCACCAGUAACUCGUCAUGUUCAUGUUGAACAACCCCAGAUCAAUCUUCCCCAAUCACUUAUUCAGAUUCAACCAGCACCAGUAACUCCCCAGAUUGUUGAACAACUCAAGAGGACCUACAUUCCUCCAGCUCCAGUUACCUCUUAUGUUCGUGUUGUAGAACCCCAGAUAUAUCCCCCAGCUCCUGUGACUCGCCAUGUUCAUGUUGAACAACCCAAGACAACUUACAUUCCCCCCGCACCUGUAACUCGCCAUGUUCAUGUUGAACAAACCCCGAUUAAGUAUGUUGUAGAGCCCAAAACCACCUACAUCCCACCUGCACCAGUCCGUGUUAAAUUCAUCCUGGUCGCCUUGGCUUUUGUGGCAUGUGCCUAUGCUGAUAUUGCGGAAUUGGGUUACAGGUAUCCCAAGCCCACCCCAGCUCCCGUGGCUCCUCGUUUAGUUGUAGAACCACCUACGACUACCUAUAUCCCACCAGCACCAGUAACUCACCUGGUUAUUCAACAACUCAAGAAGACCUACCUUCCUCCGGCUCCAGUUACUCCUCAUGUUCAUGUUGUAGAACCCCAGAUAUAUCCCCCAGCACCAGUAACUCGCCAUGUUGUGGUUGAACAACCCAAGAUAACUUACAUUCCCCCACCACCAGUAACUCGCAACGUUCAGGUUGUACAACCCCAGAUAACUUACAUUCCCCCAGCACCAGUAACUCGCAAUGUUCAGGUUGUACAACCCCAGAUAACUUAUAUUCCCCCAGCACCAGUAACUCCCCUGAUUGUUCAACAACUCAAGAAGACCUACAUUCCCCCAGCACCUGUAACUCGCUAUGUUCAUGUUGAACAACCCCAGAUAAG